Molecule: messenger RNA, 4974 nt
Organism: Suillus subalutaceus
Lineage: Eukaryota; Fungi; Basidiomycota; Agaricomycetes; Boletales; Suillaceae
Exons: 9
Coding region: 1-4974 (1657 amino acids)
Source: RefSeq, a predicted model, not a curated record
AUGGCGUGCAUUUCCUUGGAACGAAGUUAUUAUGAUCACUCACAUCCUGCACAUCAGCCAAAAAGAAGAAUGAAGCCUCGGUGGCCUUUUUCUCGGUCUUCUUCUCUUGUGCGCCACCUCAGCUACUUACGUUUGGCAGGCGACUUGCGGACCUUGAUUGACCGCGAUGAGAACUGCGAGCACACGUCUGCGCCUUCGUCGUCUUCCUCAUCAGAAGUGGGAACCAAGGGUAUUAUGUUGGACCCUGAAAAUACCUUCCUGUUACAGUCUUUAAAGCGACGGAGGGAGUCUCUUCUAAAUGACAAACCUGAAACUGCAGAUGCUAAGCGUUUCAAAUAUCUUUCUAAUGGUACAGAGUUCCUGCCCAUUCAGAACAUUUCUUCAUUUACCAGAAAUAACUACCCCUCACCAGCGUCCAACCCAAGCUCAGCGUCCAGUUUGGAUCUGUCUGGUCUUCUAGACAUGAAUGUGGAUGUGGAGAGACCGCGUUCUCCAAAGGAUGGUUUGGCAGGAGAUGAUGAAGAACCCGAAUCCACGGUGCUUUUCUCUGGUUCAGAUUCUACAGAGUACAGAGCGGAGCGUGGCAUUCUAGAUGAUGACUCCAACUCACUGUUCUCGCAGUCCGAUUCUGAAAGCAACAACGACUGUACCAAGUCACUGUUCUCUCAGUCUGAUUCUGAAAGCAACAACGACCAUACCAAGUCACUGUUCUCUCAGUCUGAUUCUGAAAGCAACAACGACCAUACCAAGUCACUGUUCUCUCAGUCUGAUUCUGAAAGCAACCGCAGCCAUGAUGGCCAUACCAAGUCACUGUUCUCUCAGUCUGAUUCCGAAUGCAAUCAAAUCACAAAUUCCGACAGCAAUCAUUCAAACGCGCUAUCUUUGCAGUGGGAUUCUGGGCGAGGUCAUAGAGGUGACAAAUCGCUAUUGGCUCAGUUUGAUGACGAGGAUGAUAUGCCCAUAACGGAGUUGGGAAAAGGUGCCAAUAUAGAGCAUAGCGAGGAAGAGGUCGUAGAUGGUGGUGCUGAAGGCAGAGCAGAAAAUGAGGAAGUUGACUUCACAGCGGAAGCUGGCGAUGAAGCUGAUGAUGAAGCUGAGAAUGACGAAGCUGAUGAUGAAGAGGCCGGAGAAAAAGAGGCCGGAGAAAAAGAGGAUCAUAUGCGAGAGCGUAGCUUUUCUGGUACUGGACCUAUUAACAGGAAGUCUGCGCAUAGGUUUGUUGUUGUUGCUAAGUCUGACGAUGAAUGGGAGGAAAGCAAAGAAUCAGAAGGCCAAUGCGGCAGUGAUGGUGAAGAAUCUGACGAUGCAGUGGAAUCAGCUAGUAGAAAGCCUGGUAGUCCCUGCCGUCACAAUGCUAUUGCUAAAGACAGAAUACUGGCAGCCAAGACAGGCUACACACCUAGCACAUCCUCGACAUUCAAGAACACCACUACUACGUUCCAAGGAUUUUCAUGCACUCAUGAUUCUCAUAUCGACUCAGCCCAGGGAUCAUUUCCUUGGACCAAAAUCAGCUCAUGCUCCAUCCUAGCUGGCUUUCAUAUCCAGUAUACUCUCUUUGGUUUCGUCUGUUCAGAGCACAGUACCAUUAUCCAUCCACGUCACAUAAUCCGACAUCUGAAAGGCAAGCACAAACGCUCUGGAAAGCAGUUUAGAUUGGCGGAAGUGGCCGUACUGCACGAUCAUGUGUUCAAGACUCAUGGCAUCUCCAAUGAGACGAUCGAGUUUCCCCUUCCCACCACCCCCUUACAAGAUGAUAUACCUGGGCUUAGCCCCCAUCUUGCACUUGCCUGUCCUGUUCAAGGCUGCGGUGCUUUCCUAAAGUUGAGUGACCCCAGGGAACAUAAUCUGUCUGCGAGACGUUUUGAAAGGAAUGUUUGGGAGCAUGUUGAAAAACAUCAUGACAAAACGCUUAUCCCUGAUCUCAAGAACAACAUUCUCAAACGUCGCUAUGUUAUCCAACCCUUUAAGCACUCUCUAGCUGGCAUUGAUAAGGACUGGAAUCUAACUCUUCCAUAUGAAGAAGACUAUCAUCCUGGAGCGACCUCACAACAACCCUGUAUUGAGGCGAACGUCAACACCUCACAGCCACCAGCCCCAAUCUCAGCUGACUGGCUGGAUGAACUGGGCUGGCAUACUUGGAUUGAGAAAACUGGGGCCGACGCAGAAGCAUUACGAACUUUAGUCAGUAUGCCGCGAGAAUCAUAUCUCAAAUCAUAUCUGCCUCGGGAAAGUCCUCGCCAUACCCUGGAGGUUGGCAUUCUAGCCAUAUACCGACUUCUAGAAGGUUAUCUUAAAGAUGCAAAUGAAUUCGUUGAUGAAAAGCACGGAGAUUUAAGGGCUGAAGUGACAGCUGGAUCACACGCUCACUAUCGUCCUCUACAAAGGCAGUCGUACCUAGCUUACAGGCGACCCACAAUGGCGAUGAUCCUACUUCUUCUGCGGGUGAUUCAUCUUCAAACUUCACAUGACCACGUCCUGCUCCUGCAGCUGGGAAAAUUUCCUGAGAUGCUCUGGAAGAAUCUUGAUGCCAAUCAGAUCAAAUCGGCUUUUGAUCUAUUUGAUUAUAUUACAACUGGCAGUCAACGGUCUUUCGAUCCUGAGAUUGUCCUUCGCCAUACUCAUGAUCUCCUCUCUCUCCUUGUACGACACAGCAUCAAGUCCUUGGAAAAGAUUGGCUGCGCAAGUGACAUAACCCUCCUGCUAGGCUCUCUACUUCCUGAUGGCCGCUACCAAAGUGCCAACUGCCUCACAAAGGACUGCGCUAUGUUCUGUCAUGGAAUGGUAGCUACCAUAAUUCAUUUCGUUCGGUUGCAAGAGUUGGAUGCCCCCCAUUUUUCACCUCACAACGCAGCUCUUUUCCAGGCACAAUUUGAGGGCAUCCGUUCCCUUCAAGUUCCUGUUCCUAAUGUAAUCAAUCAGGACGCUAUGGUCAGUGGGGAAGAUAUGGCCGAUGGAGAUGAUGCAGCCGAUGGAGAUGACGCAGUCAAUGAUGUCGAAGAAGAAGUAGAGGAGGAUCUUGGAAAAGACUUGGAGAUCGAGAGCUCGCAAGACCUUUCUGAUAAAAAUGGUGAUGUUGAGACUGACCAGUUGACAAGAUCUAAACAGUAUCGUGAUUUACUUAUUGCUGAUAAAGACGGGGAGUCCUUGGAGACUACUUCGCAGUUGAGAAUCUUCAGUCUCCUGGCGGACGAAAGAAAUUCUUUCUUGAGUCCUCUGAAGCCAACACCUUACGGCCACUGCAAAUUUGUGUGGUUCAAGGUAGCCAAAGCAGCACGUCUUGAAUCUCGUGCAUCUGGCUUUACUUUCAUGGAGGACGGUCAGGGCAUCAUUAUAAAUGAUGCUUCAAAACGCCCCCACCCGAUUGCCUUUUCACUCCUGGGUUCUUCGGCAAGAGAUGCCAUUUUUGGAACAGAAGAAAAUAUCAUCAAAUGUCUUCCGGACAGCUGCGUUCAAGACUUUCUCAAUUUUGGAUGGGAAUCAAUCACAGAUGACGUCAUGUCAUAUCAGUCCAUUUUUUUCCAGCCUCAGAACCAAGAUUUUCUUCAGCCAAUUCGCAACAAGCUUCUUAAUUUGCUGCUAGCCAAACAGAGUCGGAAUCAGAGGCAUGAACCUCUGCCUCUCACAUCUUCUACUGGUCAGCUGGAUAUUCCGAAGGCACGAACGUGGUUACAAAGUCAUGACUCUAUUCUAUCUUCCAUAACAGCCGCUUUCAUCCUUACCUGCGGUGUUCCUCCUCGCGACUUCCAGUUCAAAUCUUUUCAGGUGGACCAUGAUGAGGACAAAGGAUACAAGCGUAGCUUUUUCAUUAUUGACAAACUUCCAGCAUUUGCCAAUCCAAAAGCGAAGCAAGUAGGCCAGCAUUUUAAGCAGUGCUUAUGGGGAGCAACAUCAGCACAGGCGCGCUCUCUGCUAUUUUUCCUAGGGAUUCUCAAGCCAAUAUACGCAGAAAUCAUGCGUCUGAUGAAGGUCCAUGACCGGAUCUUCGAUAUAUACAUUUUUGUUCGCACCGCACCCCUAGCUCAAAGUCAGUUGACGUCACACCCUCUUCUCCUGAGCGGCACUACCAUCAACUACUAUCUCUACAAGCACACGCGCUCAAUAGGGAUAAGGCUUACCUGUGGAAUUAUGCGAAACAAAAUCACUGCUGUUUAUCAUCAGUUCUUUCCAUGGCUAUCAACUUCGGCAGAUAGCAAUCCAGGAGAACGUUCUGCAGUGGACUGGCAGGGACAGCAUGAAUCUUUAACUGGAAAUGUUCACUAUGGUCGAAUUCUUGAUAUUCCUCUUGCGCUCAAUAUGUCUAGGAACAAGGCUAUCAUGUUUAUCGAAGUCAGCCGAGCUCUACAGUCCAUCUAUGGUCUGGCACCUUCCGAUGAGGACUGGAGCCACCAUCAUGAAAUCCAACAAUCACCUUAUGUCCUUGCAAAGGUCCGGGAAGCUGCCGCAUUUGCUAAGGCUCAAUACCUUAUCUGCGUUCACUAUGGUUUAGGCGGGGAUUGUAAUAGUGCUGAAGUCCGUAGCAGGAAUCUUAAAGUGGUGAACUGUGUAUUGAACACAGCCCCUUAUCUGCAACGCCCUUCAUCAGAGACUUCAGCCUUCAUUGGUGAUGAUGUGCUAAUUCAAGUUGUGCGCAUUCUAGCCUACGGCAUCCAUGGACCUCGCCCAUUCACCUAUCCUCCUGCUGGUGGUCACUCCGUCAUACUCCCUAGCAUCGCAGUUAAGCUGAUUGUUAAAGCUCUGGAAGAGUGGAGAGAUGGACGCUAUAAAUCAUUAGACCUCCCAAAUGAUCUCAAACUUGCUGGAUAUUUUGAUAGUAUCCAAGCUAAGGCGCAUAAGUGGUUUAGUUCUAUUAAAUCUGCUGAUAUCGACUUAUGGCUGGCUACCAGCCAUGCUAUUCACUCUAAUCCUUGUCUUCAAGACUGCAGUAUUAUAGAUAGUUGGGUUCCAAGAGGGGUACCCUGUGUACCGUCUGCUUAG